UUCCUCUUUGGAGAGUUAUAAUUUUCAACUUCAUUCCUUAAUUCCUUUCUAUUCUGGUGUUAAUUUUCUCCUUCAACCUAGAUGUUUUUAUCCUCACUUUAGAUCUCCAGCUCACCUCUGUAUUGUAUAUCCUCAUAUCAAACUAGUGCUUAUAACCCCAGAAUGAGAAAUUACCCAAAACAAUAAAAAAAAAAAAGCAAACAAAACAAAAGGCUAUAUAUUGAGAAAAUUUAAUAAAAACCCUAUUGUACCUACAAGAAUGGCAAAUCAUUCACAAGUGAUUUUUCUCGUUUCAAUUUCUCUAUUGUCUUUAUUAGCCUCCCAAAUAUGUUGCCUUCCACUCUCAGUAAGUAACAGAUGGAUCGUGGAUUCUAAAACAGGACAACAUGUGAAGUUACAAUGCGCGAAUUGGCCAUCUCAUAUGAGUGUCAUGUUGGCAGAAGGAUUAGACAAGCAACCCAUAAAGCAUAUUAUAUUACAAUUGCACAAUCUGAAGUUGAAUUGCGUGCGCCUCACAUGGGCCACUUACAUGUUCACUCGUUACUCCAACAACACUGUUCAACAAACUCUUGAUUCACUUGGUUUGGCAAAUACUAAAGCUGGCAUCACUGAACACAACCACGAUGUUCUCACUAUGACUCACCCUCAAGCUUAUGUUUAUGUCGUGGAUCAGCUUGCUGCUCAGAACAUAAUGAUCAUUUCUGAUAACCAUAUCAGUGAACCUAAGUGGUGUUGUGCCCCUGAUGAUGGUAAUGCUUUCUUUGGAGACACCAGUUUUGAUCCCAAAGAAUGGCUUCAAGGGCUUUCCAUGGCCGCUCAGUUAUUGAAGGACAAACCCAAUGUGGUGGUAAUGAGCUUGAGAAAUGAGCUACGAGGUCCACUUCAAAACACUAAUUCUUGGUAUGGGAAUAUGACCCAAGGAGCACAAACUGUUCAUCAAGGGAACCCAAACGUGGUAGUCCUCAUUUCAGGUUUCUACAACGACAAUGACCUGAGCUUUUUAAAGGACAAGCCAUUGAACCUAACUUUUAAGGAUAAGUUGGCAUACGAGGUACAUGCUUACACUGUUUCAGAUCCAAGCUCAAAGGAGGCCAUGUCAAGCAUAUUUUAUCAUCCACAAACUGGUCAAUGCAUGAAAAGUAGGAAGCUUGGUGAUCAAGUGGAAGUGAAUGAAUGUAAAAGGGUGAGUGGGUGGAGUCUAAAUGGGACACAGAUCAAAUUUCAGAGCAGACGGAAAGUCAAGUGUUUGAAGGCAAAUGGAGAUGGGAAUCCAGUGUUGCUCACAAAAGAUUGCUCUAAUACAAACCAAACGUCAUGGAAACCCAUAACAGAGUCUGGCAUGCACUGGGCUACCGUAGAUGCACAAGGCAACCAAUUAUGCAUGCAAAAAGAUGCUAACUCGUCAACCAUCUUGACUGCAAAAUGCAUUUGUGCAGAUUCCAAUUCUUCAUGUAUGGACAAUCCUCAAAGCCAGUGGUUUCAAUUUGUUUCAAGUAAUGUUAAGUGA
Messenger RNA from Prosopis cineraria, 1507 nucleotides. RefSeq names its product glycosyl hydrolase 5 family protein-like. The record is from RefSeq and is a predicted model, not a curated record. Gene Ontology annotation, molecular function: hydrolase activity, hydrolyzing O-glycosyl compounds. The coding region runs from base 260 to 1507 and encodes 415 amino acids. The transcript is spliced from 3 exons. Lineage: Eukaryota; Viridiplantae; Streptophyta; Magnoliopsida; Fabales; Fabaceae.